Molecule: messenger RNA, 510 nt
Organism: Homarus americanus (American lobster)
Lineage: Eukaryota; Metazoa; Arthropoda; Malacostraca; Decapoda; Nephropidae
Exons: 1
Coding region: 1-510 (169 amino acids)
Source: RefSeq, a predicted model, not a curated record
AUGUUGUCAUCCUACCACAUGCAAAAUGCACGCAUCCCUACUUUCAAGGGGAAGAGCCGUGGAGAAUAUUGGGACUACAUGAAUAGCUUCAAGAGAUAUGUGGGAACCUCCACUGCCCCAGAUUCGCAGAAACUUCAAAUGUUAAUCCACUCGUGUUCAAGUAAUAUUCGGAAUGUUCUGAACCCAUUCACCAGGAUGAAGUCCUCUGAGGGCUAUAGAAAGGCCCUGAGUACCCUGAAGGACCGGUAUGGUGAUGAGGACGCCCAUAUCGAAGAGUUAUUGAUGAACCUGAUCAACGGACCACCUGUCAAAAUAACCAACGGCGAGGGCCUGCAGGACUUGGCCGACGAACUUCAGGCGUGCAUUUGCAGCUUCGAGUCCAUGGACUCACAAGAUACCCUCGAGCAUCUCCUCGUAAGAAAAGGCAUAAUUGAAAGGCUUCCUGGUCGUUUACAUGAAGGUAUGAGAUUGCAGUCCUCGAUCACCCUCCAAAGAGAUAUGGCCAUAUGA